GCCGUUAUCACACACUGUUUCACUAUAGUCGUCUAACAACAAAUAUAAAAACGAUUCGUUUGCUUUAAAUUAGUAUAAUAUCCGCAAUUUAGCUUUAGAUUUUGUGAGAUUUGGUGUCAUUAAACGGCUUUGCUUAACCAGAUACGAUUAAUCUGGCUAAGAUUGGACAACAAAGGUUGCUCGCUGUUAGCAUGCUAACGGCUAAGAGCUAGCUGCCUUGCCGAGCUUUUAGCUAAUAUUUACAUUUAAAUGUGGUUCAGUUGUUGGUGAUAUAGUUUACAGUUUAAGCGCAUUUAUUGCCUACGUUUUUAUUAAUUAAUUUAUUUUUUUAUCGUCCGUUAUGCUGCAGUAAUAAUAGAGACUUCAUGGAGAAAGAUAUAAAGACCGAGCCUUCCCCGGCGCCCAUCGGAGGGGUUACGGUGGGAAAUCUGGUAGCACAGAGCAGGUCAGAAGAUGAGCUGACAAGCGUAAAGGACCUAAAGAGACCAGCACCACAGGCCUUCAGUGGAGGGGGUCUCGUUCCAAAGAGAAGAAGCUCUUCCAGGUCAAUAAAGAGGAAGAAGUUUGAUGAUGAGCUGGUUGAGAGCAGCCUGGUUAAGUCCUCCACCAGAGUUAAAGGCCCACCUGGCAUGGAGCCUGUCCGAUGCCCUGGCACCGACCCAUCGUCUAGUGAGAAAAGAAAGGUUUCCAAAUCCAGCUCAUCUUUGACUCCCCCACUCACCAUGAUGCUCACGCCAUCACCGAUCACUAAACGAAUGAAGAAGAGCAAACAGCCGCUUCAGAUCACUAAAGACCUCGGACGCUGGAAACCCUCGGACGACCUGCUGCUCAUUAACGCCGUGCUACAGACUUCAGAUCUAACAGCGGUUCACCUGGGAGUGAAGUUCAGUUGUCGUUUCACGCUGAGGGAGAUUCAGGAACGCUGGUACGCGCUGCUUUACGACCCGGUCAUAUCCAAGUUGGCAUGGCAGGCCAUGAGGCAGCUUCACCCAGAGGCCAUCGCUGCCAUUCAGAGUAAAGCUCUGUUCAGCCAGGCUGAGGAGGCUCUGCUCUCCAAGAUCAGCUCCAACAGUCAGCCGAAGCUGGAGGUGUUCCAGGACUUGUUGAAUAAGCACCCGAGUGUGUUCUAUACCUCUCGCACCGCCAAGAGUUUACUGAUCCACUGGCAGCUCCUCAAACAGUACUACCUACUGGACGAUCAGAGUGUCCAGCCUCUGCCCAAAGCAGACCAGGUUCUCAACUUCUCUGAUGCAGAGCAGAUGGUGGACGAUGCCAAGCUGAAGGACAGCAGAGACGAGGUUCUGGAGCAUGAGUUAAUGGUUGCAGAUCGGCACCAGAAGAGGGAGAUCAGGCAGUUGGAGCAGGAGCUUCCGCGCUGGCAGGUCUUAGUGGACAGCAUCACUGGUAUGAACUCGCCAGAUUUUGAUAAUCAGACACUGGCAGCAUUGCGAGGACGCAUGGUCCGAUACCUCAUGAGGUCUAGAGAGAUCACUCUCGGCCGGGCCACCAAGGACAAGCAGAUAGACGUGGAUCUGUCUUUAGAGGGACCGGCGUGGAAAAUCUCCAGACAGCAGGGGAUCAUUAAGCUGAAGAACAACGGGGAAUUCUUUAUCGUAAACGAGGGACGCAGACCCAUCUACAUCGAUGGCAGACCUGUACUGACCGGCAACAAGUGGAAGCUCAAUAAUAAUUCUGUGUUAGAGAUUGCUGGUCUUCGUUUUGUGUUCCUCAUCAACCAGGAGCUGAUCUCUCUGAUCAAAGCAGAAACGGCCAAGAUGAACCAGCAGUGAUGUGCACAUCUGGAAACAGGAGAGAUCAGUCAGCUCAGGACUCGCGCACUGCCAGAGACGUGGACUUUGCAGGAGUCUCUGGCACCUGAGCAGAGAGCAGAUUUCAUCCACAGUGAAUGCAUUCGUACCAACAGCCCAGAGAUGUCUGAUGAAUAUCUGAUUGCCAUGAUCGUUUUUUUGAAGGGUGGUCCUAAUGUUUUGGCUCAUCAGUGUAUUACAGAAUCAAUACCUGAUGUACAGCAAACUUCUUUGGUAACCUUUAACAUUAUUUUCACUGUUUGGUCGAUGCUGAAAUAAGCUUGGAUGUUAUUUUUCAUUGAUGGCUUUGUGUAACAGGCUGUUAGGUUUGUAUAUGUGAGGCUGCAGCUACACCUCCACCUCCACGUGUCUUUAUUUACUGUAAAUAAAUGUAAGAAUUUAAUAAAUUCAGUCGGAUGUUCGAG
Messenger RNA from Trichomycterus rosablanca, 2233 nucleotides. It is a transcript of the gene mcrs1, whose product is annotated as microspherule protein 1. NCBI's taxonomy places the organism in Eukaryota, Metazoa, Chordata, Actinopteri, Siluriformes, Trichomycteridae. Gene Ontology annotation, biological process: positive regulation of transcription by RNA polymerase II. The transcript has 14 exons. The coding region runs from base 366 to 1790 and encodes 474 amino acids. Gene Ontology annotation, molecular function: protein binding; G-quadruplex RNA binding. The record is from RefSeq and is a predicted model, not a curated record. Gene Ontology annotation, cellular component: Ino80 complex; NSL complex; MLL1 complex.